This is a messenger RNA of Calidris pugnax (ruff), 1567 nucleotides long. RefSeq names its product zinc finger protein 3-like. The record is from RefSeq and is a predicted model, not a curated record. NCBI's taxonomy places the organism in Eukaryota, Metazoa, Chordata, Aves, Charadriiformes, Scolopacidae. Bases 109 to 831 code for a protein of 240 amino acids. Gene Ontology annotation, biological process: regulation of transcription by RNA polymerase II. The transcript is spliced from 2 exons. Gene Ontology annotation, molecular function: RNA polymerase II cis-regulatory region sequence-specific DNA binding; DNA-binding transcription factor activity, RNA polymerase II-specific.
UGGAGAUGUUCCCUCUCCUUAACAGAUGUGGGGUCAAUCAAGGAGGAGGAGAAACACCAGGAGGAUGCUCCUGAGCAAGUGGAACCCCCAACCUCCAGCCAGCCCCAAAUGACCCAUCCCGGGGGAUCCCCACUCCCAGGGGACAACAGGAGGGAAGAGGCACCCAACACCUGCCGGGAAUGUGGGAAGAGCUUCCGUCAACGUUCGGCCUUGGUGGACCACCAUCGGAUCCACACGGGCGAACGCCCCUUCAGCUGCCAGGACUGUGGGCGCCGCUUCAACCACCGCUCCAGCCUCAUCACCCACCGCCGGACCCACACCAGCGAGAAGCCCUACAAGUGCCCCGACUGCGGGAAGAGCUACCGCAUCAGCAACAACCUCCGGCGCCAUCGCAAGACCCACACGGACGAGCGGCCCUACCGCUGCCAGGACUGCGGGAAGAGCUUCAGGCACAAGUCCACCUUGACCAUCCACCACCGCGUCCACUCGGGGGAGAAGCCCUACCAGUGCUCCCAGUGCCCCAAGAGCUUCACCAACAGCUCGGGCCUGGUCCAGCACUGGUGGACCCACACCGGCGAGCGGCCCUACGACUGCUCCCAGUGCGGCCGGUGCUUCCGCAACACCUCCCAGCUGGCCCAGCACUGGAGGACCCACACUGGUGAGAGGCCCUACCAGUGUCCCCAGUGCCACAAGAGCUUCACGAAGAGCUCGGGCCUAGUGCGGCACUGGCAGACCCACACUGGUGAGAGGCCCUACGACUGCUCCCAGUGCGGGCGGCGAUUUGCCGACAGCUCCCAGCUGGCCCGGCAUCAACGGACACACGUUGUGUAGGACAAUCAUCCCUCUCCAACCCUUGGGAAGAGCUUCUCCAACCAUCCCGGGGUCUCCAAGCACCAACGUGCUCAUCCUGGUGUCAAUAAUUAAAAUUCUCCCAACUGUGGGAGAGGUUUCAUCCAUCACUCCAACCACCACUGGUCCCACCUGGAGCAGAAGCCCUGCAUUUGCCCCAAAAACUUCACAUCCAGUCCCCAACUCAUCCACCACCGGAAGAUCCACAGUGAGGAGAAGCCUCAGGGUUGUGGGGAAGAGCUUUUUGGCUCCACUUUCAUCUUGCCUCCCACAGCAAAAGCCACCGGGUGAAGAUGGGGACCACCCCAGCAGAGACCAGCCCCAUCCUGGUGGCAUCUCAGACACAUCCCGGUGGUCUCUGGUGGUCGCAUCAAGGGCUAACCAACCCAUCCACACGCAUCCUACCACUACUGUUUUUCUUUCCUGAUAUGUUUUGAUACAAAAUGUGGGUUUUGGGGGAAUGAUUUUUUAAAAAGUCACCCCCAUCCUCUGUUUUUUUUUGUCUUUAUAUUUGAGAUGGGGGGAAGGGAGGGAGGGGAGACCCAUGAGCUUCGCCUGAGACAAGAGAGAUCAUGAUAAAACGGGGUGUAAUCACAGUAAAAUUGGGUGUUUCUCAGUGUCUCGGUUCAAUUUCUUGAUGUUUUCAACCCCAUUUAGGGUUUUCUUAAGGGAUGGGGCUGGAUCAAAAGAAAAUCAAGGUCAAAAUAAAAGCCUUUGU